This is a messenger RNA of Zalophus californianus (California sea lion), 997 nucleotides long. RefSeq names its product translation initiation factor IF-2-like. The record is from RefSeq and is a predicted model, not a curated record. The transcript has 3 exons. Bases 1 to 915 code for a protein of 304 amino acids. Lineage: Eukaryota; Metazoa; Chordata; Mammalia; Carnivora; Otariidae.
AUGAAAACUGCAGGAAGCCCGGAGGUUUGUUGUGAGAUCUUCAGGAUAGAUAAGGUACGUGGACGAGCCCAAGCCUGUAAGCAAAGCAACGUCUGGAACAGAGGCAACGCUGCCCUUGACCUGCGGGACACUGGGAAUUGCUCCACGUUCGUGAACUUCCUCACUGCUCGGGUCGGCUUCCCCGACAUACUUCCCACCCCCGCGAGCGGCGCACCUUCCCGGGUCUUCAAGGUCAACGGAAACUGGACACCUGCGUCCUCGAGCUCCGGGUCUGCGCUUGGAGCCAGCAGUAGCGGCCCGGCCCAAGGGCGACUGCCACGGCGCACCGGAUCCCCACGGCCCCUGCAGCCCCCGGGUCCACAGGGCGUCCAGAGGCUAGCCGGGCCGAGGCAAGACGCGGGAGAUUCACGCCGAGUCCUGGCAGGAGCGCAGGCAGGGCAAAGGCGCUCGUCGCGCCCCUACUUCACGAAUGCGCGCCGGAAAGCAACAGGGUGGGCUCCGGCCGUGGACACAACACGCCCGACAGGGGCGCAGUUACUUGCACUUCGGGGCCGCUCCUCCCUCCCUCGAUCCCUCCCGGCGGCCCUGCGGCCCCAGGCCUCCAUGCCCCGCCCCUCCUUGCCCCGCCCCUUCCGUCAGCGCCGCCGCGGCGAGAGCGGGCCGGGCGGGGCUCACGGGCGCGGCGGCGGCGGCGCAGCGACCCCUGCUGGAGAUGGCGCUUCGGAGGACUGCUUAGAGGACGGACCCCAGCCGAUUCGAGCCCGGAAGCCGGCGCCGCCUGUUUCCACGUGGCUGAAUAGAGCUUACCUUCCUGCGGUGUCCUUGGAUUUUCUGGGGUCACAAACCCUUUUGAACAUCUUUGAGAGUUAUAACGUUGCUUCCAUAAAAAUGUACAUACCUGCCAGAACUUACUAAUAAACUAAGGCACAAAAAAAGCCUAAGGGAAAGAAGCUGAGUGGCUUAUCCCUGAUGAAGGAAGUGACCCCAGACCACUCCG